Messenger RNA from Humulus lupulus (European hop), 426 nucleotides. Its product is annotated as secreted RxLR effector protein 161-like. The transcript has a single exon. Lineage: Eukaryota; Viridiplantae; Streptophyta; Magnoliopsida; Rosales; Cannabaceae. The record is from RefSeq and is a predicted model, not a curated record. The coding region runs from base 1 to 426 and encodes 141 amino acids.
AUGGCAAGUAUUCCUUAUGCUAAAGCUAUUGGGAGUAUUAUGUAUGCCAUGAUAAGUACCCGACCAGAUUUAGCUUUUGCUGUCAGUAUAUUGAGCAAAUUUAUGUCUAACCCGGGGGAAGAACAUUGGAAAGGUCUGAAAUGGUUGCUGAGAUAUUUGAAAGCUACUCUGAAAUAUAAUUUACAGUUCAAUAAGGCAGGAGCUCAAGUGAAAUUGGAAGGAUGUGUUGAUUCAGAUUAUGCUUCAAAUAAAGACAGCAGGAAGUCACUGACAAGCUAUUGUUUCCAACUAAAUAGCUACUGUAUUAGUUGGAAAUCACAACUCCAACUAGUAGUAGCUUUGUCUACUACAGAAGCAGAAUUCAUGGCCACCACAGAAGCAUUUAAGGAAGUUUUUUGGAUAAAUGGAAUUUUAAAGGAAAUUUAG